Molecule: messenger RNA, 3281 nt
Organism: Carya illinoinensis
Lineage: Eukaryota; Viridiplantae; Streptophyta; Magnoliopsida; Fagales; Juglandaceae
Product: ETO1-like protein 1
Exons: 6
Coding region: 438-3116 (892 amino acids)
Biological process (GO): negative regulation of ethylene-activated signaling pathway
Molecular function (GO): protein binding
Source: RefSeq, a predicted model, not a curated record
CACUUCCAACCAAAACCAAGGAGAGGCUGCAAAAUCUUUUCUGGUCUCCAACAGAAGGAAAGUGAGAAAAAAAGGAAAAGAAAAAACUUUCCCUUUUACCAAACAAGAAAAAAAAGUGAAAGAACUAAGAAGCAAAGUUUUUUAAAGUCGGGAUUUUUCGUUUCGAUUCCUCUCACUGUCUGAUCUCCAGCCUCUCACUCUCUCAGCUCCUAUUCUCUGAUCUGGGUCUGCAAAUUUAAACCAUAAAAUGAAGCGACUCUCUCUCUCUCUCUCUCUCUCUCUCUCUGAUCUACUGGCUCUGAAGCUCUCAGCUACUAUUCUCUGAUCCAGAUCUUCAAAACUCAAGCCACAAAGCGAAGUGGUGUUUGAGUUGAGUGGAGAGGGAAACCCAUCUGCCUGUUGUGGAGAUCUGGGAGUUGUUUCACAUCUUAUGCCCCAUGAAGACUUUCUUCCCCUCUGAGUCCUGCAAAGAAACGCAGCUAAAUGCUUUGAAUCCGCAGUCUUGGCUUCAAGUUGAAAGGGGGAAACUUUCAAAAAUUUCAUCACAACCCUCUUCUUCUUCUUCUUCAUCCAUAGAAUCUCUUAUCAAGGUUCCUGAGCCACCGAUACUACCAUUCUUUAAACCUGUUGACUAUGUAGAAGUUUUAGCUCAAAUUCAUGAAGAACUUGAGUCGUGUUCUCCGCAAGAGAGGUCGAACCUCUAUUUGUUACAAUAUCAAGUGUUUAGGGGCCUUGGGGAGAUCAAAUUGAUGCGGAGAAGCCUCCGUGCAGCUUGGCAGAAGGCUAGCAGCGCUCAUGAGAAGCUAGUGUUUGGAGCUUGGUUGAAGUAUGAGAAGCAAGGGGAAGAUCUCAUAGCUGACUUACUGGGCACUUGUGGUAAAUGUGCACAAGAGUUUGGGCCUAUAGAUGUAGCAUCUCAGCUUCCUCUUGAUAUAAAUGUCGAUUCCCAUGAGCGUCUUUUCAUUAAUGGGAACCAAAUUUCAAGACACGUUAGUUUUAGAAUUGGAGAUGAGAAAAUAGUUUGUGAUAGGAAGAAAAUUUCUUGCCUUUCAGCUCCAUUUAAUGCCAUGCUAAACGGUUGUUUCACAGAAUCGCUCUGUGAGGAAAUUGAUUUAUCCGAAAACAAUAUCUCGCCAUCAGGUAUGAGGGCAGUGAAUGAGUUCAGUAUAUCGAGCAGUUUAAAUGAAGUCCCUACAAAUCUUCUGCUGGAAAUAUUAGUGUUUGCGAAUAAGUUUUGCUGUGAAAGGCUCAAAGAUGCUUGUGAUAGGAAACUCGCGUCUCAGGUUUCCACUAGAGAAGAUGCGGUGGAACUCAUGGAAUAUGCUCUUGAAGAGAACACUCCAAUUUUAGCUGCUUCAUGUUUGCAAGUUUUUUUACGUGAUCUUCCUGAUUGUUUGAAUGACGAUCGAGUGGUGGAAAUAUUUCUCCAAGCUAAUAGACAGCAAAGAUCAAUCAUGGUUGGGUCAGCCUCAUUUUCCUUGUAUAGUUUAUUAAGUGAAGUCGCAAUGCACCUUGAUCCCCGGUCUGAUAAAGCAGCUUGUUUCCUGGAACAAUUAAUUGAAUAUGCUGAAACAGACCGGCAAAGACUGAUUGCACUUCAUCAAUUGGGAUGUGUGAGGUUCUGGAGGAAAGAGUAUGAAGAAGCCAAACAUCUUUUUGAGGCAGCUUUGAAUGCUGGCCAUGUUUAUUCUGUUGCAGCUUUAGCUAGAAUUGGUUACUCCAAGGGUCAUAAACUUUGGGCAUAUGAGAAGCUUAGCUCUGUAAUUUCCACUGUUGCCCCACUUGGAUGGAUGCACCAAGAGAGGUCAUUAUACUGUGAAGGAGAGAAGUGUUGGGAGGACCUUGAGAAAGCAACCGAGUUGGACCCAACUCUUACUUACCCCUACAUGUAUCGAGCUGCUUCGUUAAUGAGGAGUCAGAAUACUCAAGAUGCACUUGCAGAGAUCAAUCGUAUUCUUCGGUUUAAACUUGCACUAGAAUGCUUGGAACUUCGGUUUUGUUUCUAUCUAGCCCUUGAGAUUUACCAGUCAGCCCUUUGUGAUGUUCAGGCAAUUCUGACCCUGUCCCCUGAUUAUAGGAUGUUUGAGGGACGGGUGGCAGCAUCCCAGCUCCGUACACUUGUGCGUGAGCAUGUAGAUAAUUGGACAGCCGCAGAUUGCUGGCUGCAAUUGUAUGAUCGUUGGUCUUCAGUUGAUGAUAUAGGGUCUCUAUCUGUUAUUUACCAGAUGCUUGAAUCUGAUGCAGCAAAAGGGGUUCUAUACUUCAGACAGUCUUUGCUUCUCCUGAGAUUGAACUGUCCUGAGGCAGCAAUGCGAAGUCUACAAUUGGCUCGCCAACAUGCUUCCAGUGAACAUGAACGAUUGGUUUAUGAAGGAUGGAUCCUAUAUGAUACAGGCCACUGUGAGGAAGGGCUUCAGAAAGCAGAGGAGUCUAUCAAAAUCAAGAGAUCUUUUGAAGCUUUCUUCCUGAAAGCCUAUGCAUUGGCCGACUCUAGCCAAGAUCCAUCUUGUUCUUCAACUGUUGUUUCGCUCCUUGAAGAUGCCUUGAAGUGUCCCUCAGACAGGCUGCGCAAAGGUCAGGCAUUGAACAAUCUUGGAAGUGUUUAUGUUGACUGUGGGAAGUUAGACUUGGCAGCUGAUUGCUACAUUAAUGCCCUUAAAAUCCGACACACCCGGGCUCACCAGGGCCUUGCUCGGGUUCAUUUUCUCAGAAAUGAUAAGACUGCUGCAUACGACGAAAUGACCAAACUGAUUGACAAGGCUCGGAACAAUGCAUCUGCCUAUGAGAAGAGGUCUGAGUAUUGCGAUCGUGAACUAACGAAGGCAGAUCUGGAGAUGGUUACCCGAUUAGAUCCUCUCCGGGUAUACCCUUACAGAUAUCGAGCUGCAGUAUUGAUGGACAGCCUCAAGGAAAAAGAAGCCAUUGCUGAAUUAUCGAGGGCAAUCGCAUUCAAAGCAGACCUUCACCUUCUUCACCUGCGGGCAGCAUUCCAUGACCAUGUCGGAGAUGUCUUGGGUGCACUCCGAGACUGUCGAGCUGCCCUUUCUGUAGAACCAAACCAUCAAGAAAUGUUGGAGCUUCACAGCCGUAUAAACAGCCAUGAACCCUUGAUUUAGAAAAAAGGAAAAUUGCGAGUUGGAAAAAAUAGUUACAAUUAUAUCCCCACCAUGUAUACUAGUGAGGUGCAUUCAACGUCUGUCAUAUUUCUUUUUCUUCUUUCCUCAAAUUUUGUAAUUUAUCUUUUUAACAUUUUUGGCAAUAUAUUCUUAUUUCCAAUUUAA